Auanema sp. JU1783 is the source of this 315-nucleotide messenger RNA. NCBI's taxonomy places the organism in Eukaryota, Metazoa, Nematoda, Chromadorea, Rhabditida, Rhabditidae. The record is from the annotation of a GenBank genome assembly.
AUGGAAGAAGAUGUUGAGGAAGAGCAUGAUGGGACCGUUAGGCAACUUCUUCUGAAAAUCGGCGAUGAAUUGAAUAGGUGUUGGACCAUCCAACUGGAGUUGUUCAAAUGUUUAGAUGAAAAACUGACGAAACUCCCAGACAGAAUUGUGUCUUCCCUUCAAGAUAUUCUUAUAGAUAUGCACCAUGGUACAGGAAUUAAAAAAGAGGAUACAUAUAUUAUUUCAGACGCUUUGCGAAAGCCUGCGAAGACUCAAAAAAAGGCCUACGUCACAAAGUACGGGCGCAGAACUUCUGUUUCAUGCGGUUAUAGUUAA